Racocetra persica is the source of this 266-nucleotide messenger RNA. The record is from the annotation of a GenBank genome assembly. Lineage: Eukaryota; Fungi; Glomeromycota; Glomeromycetes; Diversisporales; Gigasporaceae.
UAAUGUUAAAUGAUGAAAGUUUAUCAACCGUUUGCAAUGACCAAAUUGAUUCAUUGGAUAAAGAUGAUUUUAAGAACCAAGUCUCUAAUCCUUUGAAACAAGCACAACCUGAAUUAGUUUAUAAAGCGACCUGGCUGGACGGAAAACGAAUUAUUAAAUAUGAUUUUGAACAUAAUUAUGACAUUAAGUCACGUUCAUCACCAUGUUCAGUCAAACUUAUGACAUUAUAUUGCCUUCAAACAAAUGCUUUAGAUUUCGUAAAAGAA